Messenger RNA from Radiomyces spectabilis, 3869 nucleotides. RefSeq names its product NUC173 domain-containing protein. The coding region runs from base 58 to 3738 and encodes 1226 amino acids. Lineage: Eukaryota; Fungi; Mucoromycota; Mucoromycetes; Mucorales; Radiomycetaceae. The transcript has 14 exons. The record is from RefSeq and is a predicted model, not a curated record.
GUCUUGUCAAUCGCACACCCGAUCAAGCCAUUCUUGUCUCGAACGAUCGCCCCCGUCAUGGAAGCUAAAUUUGAGAAAAUCAGGAAGCAGGCCAACUCCAAGUUGGAGAAUCAGAAAUUGUAUGCUCAGACUCUUCUCGCCAUUGAGGAGACGAUCCGAGAGCAGAAUGUCGAACUUACACCGACCGCUUAUUUUGGCGCCAUGAUUACCACACUUCAAGCUACCGAUGUCUCGAGUGAAUUAACUGGUGCACUCUUGUAUCUUCUCGAUGAAGUGUUCCCUCAGUUGCCGCAUUCCGUGCUUCGAUCCAAAUUCGGUACUGUCAUGCCUUUGUUGGAAAAUGCAUAUGAGCAACACAAGGCAGAACAACCUGUGGUGCGUUCGGUGAUUGGUUGCAUACAAGAGCUUCUUAUCGCUCAAGAUGGUGCAGCCUGGAGUAUGCCGGUCGUUAAGAAAAUAUAUCAGCUUUUGCUCAUUUUGAGCGCAGAUGCUUCUCCCAAGGCUCGUAAGAGAGCUCAGGAUGCUGUUCGAUCCAUCUUAUCGAGACCUCCUCCACCUACCAUCGUUCAUCCUGCCGCCGUCAUGUCGGCCGAAUUCAUUCUUCGCGUUCUUCACGAAACGACCAAAUCCAACCAGCAUGCGGCUCAACAGAUUUUGGCUUUAUUGCAAUCGAUUGUCCCCUACUGGCCUCCCAGUCAAUUUGUCUCUCUUUGCCAAGCUCUCUUACAGUUGCCCAAGUUCAACAAUAUCUUCCUGACCAAGGGCGCCUUUGACGUCUUUGAAUCCCUUUUCGAUGCACAGGAAACCGACAUUGAUGAUGAGAAAUUCGCCAGUCUGCUCCAGGCUAUUUGCGAAUUGAAACCUGCUGCCAUUGAUGAGCGAUUACUGCCUGCAUGGUUGUUGAUUAUCGGAAAAGCAUAUCCUGUCUAUGCAAAGAUGAACCCAGCUCAGUGUGCCGAAGAUGCAAUUACCAUUUUCACCGUGAUUUUCAACGAUUUCCAAACCGAAUCGCGCUGUUAUCGUCAGAUGGCCAAUUGUCUUAGUGUGCUCGUGGAGUAUUGUCUGACGGACGAUAUGAUUGAGGAAGCACGAUCUGGAAAGGAAAAUGGUUUGUCGCAGAUCAUUUCCAUCGCUGAAUUGGGCUUGGGCGUCCAUUUCCAACAAGCAUGGGCUCACGUUAUGGUGGUUCAACAAGCCUUGUUCCGACGUCUUCGCCGCGCCUCUUCUCCUUUGAUGAACGGUUGUCUCGCUUUGUUGGGUGAAUUCCGACUUUCUCCUGCCGAAGCAUACAAAGAGCAAUUGGAUAAGACGCUUGGUGCUGCUAUUGCUACGAUGGGCCCUGAACAAUUUUUAUCUGUCCUUCCUCUCAACUUGGAAGCGACCAAUGGCUCUUCGGGUGUCGGUCGUGCCUUCUUGCUUCCCUUGUUAAAAUCAUACACCACCAAUACCUCUUUAAGCUAUUUCACCAACGUCUUGAUGCCCUUGGCGGAUCGUUUGACGGCUAAAGCUGAAGAAGCAACACAGAAGGAACUGGCUCUUCAGGCCAAGGUGUACGAAACGCUCGUCAAUCAAAUUUGGAGUUUAGCUCCCGGUUUUUGCGAUCUCCCUUACGACCUUCGCGCCGCUUUCAACCACGAAGUGGCGGAACGGUUCAGUUCGCUUUUGUACUCCCAACCCGAUCUUCGUCCCACCAUUACUCAAGCCCUUCGAUUACUCGUCGAGAAGAACCAGUCCCUGUUAAAAUCAUCCGCAACCGAUGCCGAUCUUCAAAAAGCUUACAACCUCACCAAGGCCGAAUGUUCCGAAAAUCUUGAGCAUAUGAGUUCCUUUGCGGUCAACUAUCUUGCUGUGUUCUUCAACGUGUACAGCCAGAUUGCUCCCAUGUUCCGUGGUUUCUUGGCCGAGACCAUUAAAUGCUAUUUAACCGUGACAACGCCCCAGGAUAUCAAUGCGACGUUCAAGAAGGUACUUGGUCUGUUAUCUCAGGCUUUGGAAACAGGUGCCGAUAACGCUGGUGCUGCUGCUGCCAACGACCCAUCGAUGCCGCCUCCCAUGUCACAUACCAUGUUGGAUCUUGCCAUUGUUAUGAUUCCCUUUUUGGAUGCUGAAUCGGCCGGUUUGUUGUACAAUGGCACCGCCAGCAUGUUACUUACCAAGGAAGACGAACCCGCUCUUCAGAAGAAGGGUUACAAGGUGCUGAACCAUUUACUCGACACAGAAACAGGUCGUCAGGUCGUGUCUGGCCAUCUCGAUGAACUGCAAGACAAGUUACUGGAAGCAACCGCCUCUUGUACGAUGUCCGCGCGUAAAGAUCGUGUCAAGACCUUACUGGAAGUGGUUCGCUUGCUUCCGUCCUCGGAUCUUCACUUUAUCCCAGCUAUUCUUUCCGAGGCCGUCAUCUGCUCCAAGGAUCAAAGUGAAAAGACUCGCGAUUUUGCUUUCGGCUUGCUCGUUGAAAUGGGUCGCAAGAUGAAGGCCGGUGGUAUUGUCAAGAACAGCCGUUUGGAAGGCAUGGAUGAAUCCGUACCUGAUGCUGUUGCUAAUAUCAGCGAAUUCUUCACCAUGGUGACGGCUGGUUUGGCCGGUACCACAGCGCAUAUGAUCAGUGCCACCAUUACUGCUCUUUCUCGCAUCUUUUUCGAGUUCAAAGACGACAUUUAUACCGAUUUGGCUUUGGAGUUGUUGCAAACGAUCAAUGUGUUUGUAGCAUCCAACAACCGAGAGAUCGUCAAGUCUGCUCUGGGAUAUGUCAAAGUGUGCAUUGUCGUGCUCGAAAACAAUGUGAUUGAAAUGCAACUGAAAGAAAUCAUUGAAAAUCUGUUGAAAUGCAGCCAUCAACACCGCAGUCAUUUCAAGCUCAAGAUUCGUCACAUUUUUGAACGUUUGAUCCGUCGCUUCUCCUAUGAAUUCAUUGCACACGUGAUUCCUGAGGAAGACAAGAAACUGAUUGCCAAUAUUCAGAAGCGCCGUCUUCGAGCGAAACGCAACAAGUCGGGUCUCGGCGACAGUGACAUGGAAGACGAUGAGGCCGUGGCGAACCGUGAAUCAGCCAAGAAACUGUCCGGUAUGAACGAUGCUUAUGAAGAAGUGCUGUACGGCAGCGAAAGCGAAUUGGAAAUGUCGGACGAUGAAGAGAUGGGUGGUGCUGCCUCAGCGAAUGCGGGCGGCAAGAAGAACAAAAAGAAACAAGCGGGUGCCCAAACUUUCAUUCAUGAAAGCGAAGAAAGUGGCCCCAUUGAUUUCUUGGAUAAAUCAGCAUUAUCACGCAUUUCGUCCGCCAAACCCACUCAGCGUAAAGUGAAGAACCUUGCCAAGGCAGCUGCUUUCGAUGAGGAUGAAGAAGGUCGUCUGGUGAUCCAGGGCUCGGACGAUGAAGCCGAUAUGGAAGAAGCCGUUGUUGAAGAAGAUUAUUACAUGCAAGCACAAAAGAGCGCCGAUGGUUUUGUUCGUGAUCGACGCAACCGCAUCAAAUUCAAGAAGGGUAAAGGUGAAGAUGAUGAUAUGGGUGAAGACGAUGCCAUGGAUGUCGACGGAGCCGCCGAAAAACGACGAAAGAAGAAGCAAGCUCAGCGAUUCGAAAAAGUUGGCAAAGAAUACCGUUCACAGAAAGCAAGCGGUGAUGUUAAGCGCAAGGGUCAAGCGGAUCCCUAUGCAUACAUGCCUCUUAACAAAGUCAUCAAGAAAAAGAACCGUAAAGAUGGUCCUCGGGUCACUUUUACCGGCAGAAUCAGAAAAUAGACAUUUCUCCCAUAGCAUUUUUAUGACAGUUCAUGUAAAGAUAAUAGAAGCAGACACGAUAACGAAUGCUGAAGCAAAAAUAACUCAAAAAAUUUAUACAAUACAAAUGCAUGUUUUAUUACUUAUUCUCA